UCUGGGGAUCUGAAAAAAGGCAGUUUCAUCCCACUUACUGUACUACCUAAUAUAUUUUGAUUUAUUUUUUUUUAAAAAUAAGGCAUUCAAAAGAUGCAAAAUUCUUUCUACAUUCAAUUGAUAGAUAUGAUAUUGAAGCCAAUAAGUAAGUAAAUGUAGCCUGUGCAACCAUCAGGUUGCAGGUUGCAUUUUUAUUCAUUUUAUUUUUUUUAACCGUAAGGUGGCCACAUUUGGGCAUUUUAUCUUCUUGUAGGUAAACUUCAUUUCAAGUUGGUGUUAUUUCAAGUAAAAGUAGGUGCAUCAUAUAUUGCCUGACCUCAUCGAUAGGAUUUUUUAUUUAUAUAAAUGAAAAUAUUUUUAAAGACUUCUAUGUACUUUUUGAGUAUUUUAAAAUUCAAUUUCGAGCUUUUUAUUGAAUAAAUAUAUUUUAAAAACUUUUAAAUACGAGUACAAAGAAGGUCGAAGGGGCGAAAGAAAGAAAUUUUAAAACAUUCAAAACGAACCCGACAACAUACACAAAAUUAUCUUUACAUCGCCAAAUAUGACUUAGAAAUUAGUCAACAAUUUUUAAGAACAUCGCCAUUCGCCACACGCUUGACUGUGAAACAAGUAGUCUUGCGAUAAACGUGAACGAAAUCAGUACUUGCAGGAAUUCGAAAUUUGAAGUAAAAAGUUUUCAUCGAUAAAACCAAAUACCCAAGUACAUAUAAGGAAAUAAAUAGGCAGUGAAAAUGCCUGAAACUGUCGUGGUCUCCGUUAAAGAAGGGAAAAUUCGUGGAGUCAAAAGAAAAUCCGAAUACUCCGGUGCGGAAUUUUUUUCGUUUCUUGGAGUGCCAUAUGGACAGCCACCUAUCAGCACAUUGCGAUUCAAAGAUCCAGUAAAAGUCAAACCUUGGAAAGAUACCUACGAUGCUACUAAAGAAAAACUAGGAUGUGCACAAUAUUCUCCGGCCAUCGGAUGCCAACUAAUGGGGACAGAAGAUUGUUUAUUCAAUAACAUUCAUACACGAGAAUUGCCAACCAAAUCCAGCCUUCCGAAACCAGUGAUUGUCCACAUACAUAGCGGUGGUUUUUUUCACGGUACUCCUAACGAAAAUUAUUUCGGAAGUACCGAGUUUAUUAUGCAUCAUGAUAUAGUUUACGUUGGCAUGGCGUAUAGAUUACACGUUCUAGGUUUUGCAAAUUUAGGAAUAAAAGAAUGUUCUGGAAAUCAGGGAAUCAAAGACAUUAUACUGUCACUGCGCUGGAUCAAGGAUAACAUAAAAUCUUUCGGAGGUGAUCCGGAAAAUGUUACUUUAUUGGGAAGCAGCAGUGGAGGAGGGGUUAUUCACGCAUUAAUGUUAUCACCAGUGACGAAAGGUCUAUUUCAAAAAGCUGUGAUUAUGGGGUCGUACUUGUUUAAUCCUACCUAUCCAUUCCUCAAGGAUACAAACGAAGAACUGAUUUUUGAAUUGGCAUGCUCGUUGGGCUACGAAGGAAAUAUAGACGAUAAAAAGAAACUAUUAACAUUUUUGAAGAAAUUACAUUAUUUGCAGAUUGUUGAAGGGCAGAGACGGUAUCUUGUACCAGAAUUUCGUAAGACUACCGCACCGAUACUUCCUAGUGGAGUUUUACUUCCAAGUGUUGACUGCGGCGAAAAUGGCGUACUACCCGAAUUUCCCCGAAAUUUAAUACAAUCGACGGCUCGAAUUCCACUUCUCAUAGGAUUUGGCGAGAGAGAAGCAGCUUUUGGAUUCUUUCGGGGAUCGAUAAGAGAUAGUACGGAGAAAAACUUCAAGACGACAGUUCGACAAAAUAAAUGGGGAUGGGGACGUGAUCUGAGCGAUGAAGAUACUGAGCUCAUAUACAAACAAGUCGAAUCUUCUUAUUUGCAGGGGAAAUCAAUAAAGCAAACAUCUUUAUCUACAUUGGUCGAUAUUCAAACCGGUAUUCUGCUGUCAGAUGUUUACGAUACUUUAAUCGAUGUCGUCGCUUCGGAUCCUGAAUCACCAGUGUACGUUUAUAAAUUUGAAUUCGAAGGUGAAAUGGAAACGAUGAAGAAUGCAUAUGUAAAUACUCUGAUCGAUGAACGAUUAGAAGGUACUUAUCAUGCUGAUGACCAUUGUUAUUGGAAUCGUGUUUCCGAUCCUCUCAAUGUGAAAACGAAACAAAUGGUGGAAAUAUUCACAAAAAUCAUAACUGCUUUCGCAAGAACGGGCAAUCCUAAUAAUGAAGAUCUGAAUGUUCACUGGAAACCUACUAAGCCAGAUUCUCCUUGUUACCUGAACAUAAAUAAUAAUUUGACAAUGGUUGACAGUCGAUUGCACAACGAGAAAUUAGAAUUUUGGGAUAAAAUAAAGAAACAAUUCGAGAAAAAAUGAAAAUUUUUCUAGCACAUUAAUUUUCAAAUUGAAUAAAUUAUUGUUGA
Planococcus citri (citrus mealybug) is the source of this 2407-nucleotide messenger RNA. Its product is annotated as esterase E4-like. Gene Ontology annotation, molecular function: serine hydrolase activity. The record is from RefSeq and is a predicted model, not a curated record. The coding region runs from base 732 to 2360 and encodes 542 amino acids. The transcript is spliced from 10 exons. NCBI's taxonomy places the organism in Eukaryota, Metazoa, Arthropoda, Insecta, Hemiptera, Pseudococcidae.